ACCAGCAUCUGAAAAGGAUUACGAGCACAGCGAUGUGACUAAAGGAUUGGUAGAGCUGCAGCCCCGCCCUUGGUUCCGUCCCAGAAUGCUGAGCCCGGUCCUCUGUUCAGACCUUGCAGCCUUGGAGCCAGAGUACACAGAUGCUGAUGUCAUCUCUACGGUGGAGUUUAACCAGACGGGAGAGUUUUUGGCCACGGGUGAUAAAGGUGGAAGGGUCGUCAUCUUUCAGAGAGAACCACUGGGCGAGUAUAAUGUGUAUAGUACAUUUCAGAGUCAUGAGCCUGAAUUCGAUUACCUGAAAAGUUUAGAGAUUGAAGAGAAAAUCAACAAGAUUCGCUGGCUGCCUCCACAUAACCCCGCCCACUUCCUCCUUACCACCAAUGAUAAGACCGUAAAGCUGUGGAAGGUGAGUGAGAGAGACAAGCGGGCAGAAGGGUAUAAUCUCCGAGAUGAGGAGGGCCGGCUGAAGGACCUCUCUACAAUCACCACUCUGCAAGUCCCUGUCCUGCGGCCAAUGGAUCUCCUGGUGGAGGCAUCUCCACGACGUGUCUUUGCUAACGCACAUGCAUAUCACAUCAACUCCAUCAGCGUCAACAGCGACUGUGAGACAUACCUAUCAGCCGAUGACCUGAGGAUUAACCUGUGGCAUCUCAGCAUCACUGACCGUAGCUUCAAUAUUGUCGAUCUGAAGCCAGAAAACAUGGAGGACAUGAGUGAAGUGAUCACCGUGGCAGAGUUUCACCCUCACCACUGCCACCUUCUGGCCUUCAGCAGCAGCACAGGAACUACACGCCUCUGUGACAUGAGAGCCCGCGCACUCUGCGACCAACACGCCAAACUGUUUGAAGAGGCGGUGGAUCCGACUCGCCGGUCGUUCUUCUCAGAGAUUGUUUCCUCGGUGUCAGAUGUCAAGUUCAGUCACAGCGGCCGGUACCUGCUCACCAGAGAUUACCUCACCGUUAAAGUCUGGGACCUCAACAUGGAAAAUAAACCGGUGGAAGUAUACCAGGUCCACGACUACUUGCGAACCAAACUGUGCUCUUUAUAUGAAAGCGAUUGUAUUUUUGACAAGUUUGAAUGUGCCUGGAACGGAACAGACAGCGUGAUAAUGACAGGGGCUUACAACAACUACUUCCGAAUGUUUGACCGGGCGAGUCGACGUGACGUCACUCUGGAGGCCAGUCGGGAGGUUUGUAAGAGACGGGCGGUUCUGCAGCCGCGCCGGGUCUGUGUGGGCAAAAAACGAAAAGAGACUGACGUCAGCGUGGACAGUCUGGACUUCAGGAAGAAAAUCCUCCACACCGCCUGGCAUCCCAAAGAAAACAUCAUCGCCAUCGCUGCCAGCAACAACCUCUACAUUUUUCAAGACAGACUGACACCCAACGGACAUCAUAAUACGCCCGAAAUACAAAGUGCACCUCCCAAAUGACGAUCCUUCUGUAAAAGUUACAGAUUUCUUGCCCUUUAUUGUCAGUUUGGAUCUGAAAAUCAGUGUCUGCCGCAUCUCAUAAACUAUUAUGUACACGUAUAACCCCAACAGUUGAAUAUCGCAUACGUAUAACUGUGGUCCUGAACGAGAACGUAUCUCUCAGAUUCAGUGCUAUAGCAUGGCAUGCAGUAUGAACACUCGGGUUAGAUAAUGUUCAGCUUCCCCGAAUCAUUCAGAUCGCACAUGCAUGUUUACAAAGCUGUUUGCUCAUAAACAGGGCUUAUUUAUGACGAUUGUAUACAAAUCAGAGCCUUUACAAUGCUUUACGACGCUCUGCAGUGCUUGUGUAGAAUUAAGUGUCUCUUCGUUCUUCUCAGGCUUGAGUUUUCUUCGGUUUUCUUUGGUUUGACAAACUGCUCAGGGACUCUCAAAGGCCUCUUCCUAUGUUCAAUGGCAAAACGCACCAAAACGAAAUCCAGAACAAGCAGAGGACAGGAUGCGGGAAUUAUGGAGGUCUGCUGAGAGACAUUGCUGGAAGGAAAACAGCAUGUGCAGGGAUCAGUUUCAAUGCUGAGUCAUCACCGCUCCCACCUCAAUGUGUAACAGAGCAUUCCCAAUUGAAUGCUUUUGACCAUGUACUUACAGGAGUUUGCUGACUGGUGCAACGAUGAUUUGUUUUAAAGAUGUAGCUCAGCCAAAACAUGAGAAUGAAAUUCUCACCCUUGUGCCAUUCCAAAUACAUUUCAUUUUCUUCCUUUUGUGGAACACAAAAAGAGAAUAUUAGCUGAAUGUUCACGCUGCUCUUUUCCACACAAUGAAAACAUACUGAAGUUCUUCAGGAUGAGUCAUUGUGCUUUAAAACUGGAGAAGUUAUUAGGACUAAACGAAUGCCAUUAAUUUCAUUUAACCUAAUUAUCCGCUUGUUAAGUGUGACGUCAUGGGAGCGGUUUCUGGAUUCAAGUGCUCUAUCAAACUGUAUGGGGAGACUUAUUAAAUGGUAAUAAUAAACGUUUAUAAAGCGAUGCUUAAUAUCCAAUAGCCAGAAAGAGAUACAUUUUUUAUAAAUUAUUAAAAAUUUGUUAUGUAUGAAGCAGCAAUUCCAGAGACUGGUGUGUACACCAUGAGUUUAUAUAAAAUUCAAUUUAAUGUGUGAUAUGACUAAAAAGUGGCCAUAAACGAAUAUUUUUACAAUUCAAAUGAGUAGCGGCUCGGACCCAGACAGUAUUUCAUAUAUUACGACUUAACAAGCGGAUACGAAUAUGUGCAGACGCACAAUACAGAGUAGAACAAGAGUUCGCAACCCUUCCUGCAGGCACAGUACGUCAACAUGACGUCAUAUUGACGUUGUACCCCAAUGUACACACAAUGUCAUGGAGACGUUGGAUUUUUGAAAAUUAGGUCAAUGCCAACGUCCACCCUAAAAUCAACGUCUAAUCAUGUUA
Danio rerio (zebrafish) is the source of this 2871-nucleotide messenger RNA. The record is from RefSeq and is a predicted model, not a curated record. Lineage: Eukaryota; Metazoa; Chordata; Actinopteri; Cypriniformes; Danionidae.